UAAUAGGUUCUUCCUUCUUCAUGCAGUUUGCCUAGCCUCGCCCCCCUCGCUCCUUUUAGUAUGUAUUUUUACCUGCAGGUAGUCUGAAUUGUAUGAUAAAAGGAAAGCAAGACAAACAAUAACAGACCCGAAACAGCACACUCCAUAAGAAGGCUUUUGGUUGUGGUACCUACCACUGCACUUCACCAGUCAUGAAUGAUCGCUCUUGGUUUGGCAUCCGAAUCAGUAGAAAAGGUGCGGAAGGCACCACAGCGUUUGGAUCUUCCGAUCUGAAGCAUCUCUUUGAGACCCUGCAUUCCGGAGAUGCGGCAUUGAUUAGAGACCAUUCCAACAACCCCAAUAGCGAAGAGAGGAUUUCGGAUGUGGUGGACCAGUGGCGAGACGAUAACUUGGACUUUUGGAAGGAAUACCUCGGCAUCGUUACCCUUCCAUGGGUCGAGAAGGGAACGGAGCAGCAAAAAGUCGCCGUUCUGAAAAUCUACAUCUCGGGACCAUUGCUCGGUAAGGACCAGCAAGCCGUGGAGCGUCAAUUCGAAAGUUUCUUGGCGGGAUACAGCACUGUCACUCUUCAUUCGCCCACCUGUGAUGGCUGCCUGCACUACCAUUUUGAUCGCGACGAGCAAGGAUUGUUUGUCCUGCCUGGAUUCACCAUCAAAUACAGGAGCCAGGAAUUACCAGUCGGUUUCUCUCUGCAGGAAAAUGAGAUCCGCACGAAAGUACAAGCUUUGGAUUGUCUAAAGGGGUAUCCCAAAGGAGCGCAAAAGUAUGAGGUGGCCAUUAUGACACAAUUGAUCCUCCUUUCUCAGAAACAAGCCGAAAACCAAGGGGAAGAGAAUUCCAACAAAGCUACAACGACUUUGGCCAGAAGAAUCCUCGGCAAGAUCGGUCUCACUCGAGAACAAACCAGUGGAAGAAUUGUGAUGGACCACAACCUGUUUGUUGGAAAAGACGAGGAGCGCUUGUGGCCCUUGGGAACGCUGUUCCUCAAACCAAGACCCGAAGGUCUCGGCAUUAAAACCUAUCCAAAUAAAAAAUACGAAGAGCUCGAUUUUGACAAUCUGGAGGUCAAGCUCGCGAAGGCACUCGAAACUCGGCGUCCCCGUGUCGUGGAAGCAUUCAAAUCCCUGAACAAGGAACGGACAAACAACCGUCCCAGCAAACGCCCCAAGCUAGCAACAAUCAGCGUACCCUUCCAAUAUGAUCCAUUCCAGGAAGACCCACGAAAGACCCUGUCAGAAGUCCGUGCCUGGACGCGUACUGUAGGGGAGUUGAUUGAAACAUUUGACCAACCCAAACAAUUUGAGCUCGAGUUUCGACAGGGGGGCGUCAGCAUGGCACUGGAGCGAUUGGAACGAGCCAAGCCAGACUGCAAAGAAGAGGCGAAGACUUAUGCCAGCACUUGGGCGCAGGCCCUGAACACUAGCAAUGAGAACCGUCAGGGGCACUUGGAAGCCAAUCAGCUUGAUGCCGACCGCUGGGUGUGCCUGUAUUUUCUUUAUAGGCUCUAUGACUGUUGCUGUGUAGAUGGUACCAGAGAGUUGGACCCGUCCAAAGUUACAAGUGUCAUUGAAGAGUUUGACAAGGGACGGCGCAUUGUGGGCAUACUGUAUCGUGUGCUUGUGUUUGACAGAGCCAAGGCAUUGCACUUUAACAAGGAAGACGAGACGGGAACACGAGGGAUGCAUUGGUAUGCCAAGAAACACCUGCAGAGGCCUACCUGGAAACACCAAAAUCCAAGCGGCCACACAAUCAACAAGAGGCUGGUUUGGUUUGUACACGAGCAUCUGAAAAUCAGCUCGGCGGCCAAUAAGGAUGGGUGGAUAUGGAGGCUCUUGGAGCCUGUUGAAAAGGGGUCUCUAUAUAAGUGGGCGAAUUCCUGAGAAUGGUUACAAACCCGUGCUACUGGUACGCCAUUCAGCAGCCUCGAUUACUUUAGGCUCCUAGGAGUUUGCAAUGAUAUCAAUGACCUCUAAAAAUGUAGUUUGGUGUGCACCAACGGAUGAAUUCAAUGCUCGUUGUUGCAUCUCUUCGAUGGUCG
Messenger RNA from Seminavis robusta, 2038 nucleotides. NCBI's taxonomy places the organism in Eukaryota, Bacillariophyta, Bacillariophyceae, Naviculales, Naviculaceae. The record is from the annotation of a GenBank genome assembly.